This is a messenger RNA of Drosophila innubila, 1377 nucleotides long. Its product is annotated as RNA/RNP complex-1-interacting phosphatase homolog. The coding region runs from base 106 to 1224 and encodes 372 amino acids. Gene Ontology annotation, biological process: protein dephosphorylation. Gene Ontology annotation, molecular function: protein tyrosine/serine/threonine phosphatase activity; polynucleotide 5'-phosphatase activity. Lineage: Eukaryota; Metazoa; Arthropoda; Insecta; Diptera; Drosophilidae. The record is from RefSeq and is a predicted model, not a curated record. The transcript has 7 exons.
AAAGCAAGCAAUGCUAAUUUGUUAGAUUUUGUCUAAAUUGCGGUGAAUAACACAAUUAUUAUAGUACACUUGCAGUUGAAUAACUGAACUGAAUCAUCAAAGACAAUGGGUAAAGCAAUACCUGAUCGUUGGCUUAAUUAUCAACCUAUUGGCCAACGCGUACCCGCCACACGUUUUAUUGCAUUCAAAGUGCCGCUAAAACAGAAUGUCAAUAACACAGUCGAUGAGGAGCUGCGUCUGGCGCCGCAUUCCCUGCUGGAGUCUGUUCCAAAUUUGGGUCUGAUCGUUGACUUGACCAACACCAAUCGAUACUACAAUCCGCAGGAAUUUAGGGAUCAAAAUGUAGAGCAUCAGAAGCUAAUGAUACCAGGUCAUCAUACGCCUCCCACGGCACUCGCACAGAGAUUUUGCGACUAUGUGACAAACUUUCUAGAGGCUAAUGCGGAUAAUGACAAACUUAUUGGAGUGCAUUGCACACACGGCGUGAAUCGUACUGGAUACCUGAUCUGCUACUUUAUGAUCACUCAGAUGAAUAUGUCACCCAAGUUGGCCAUUCAAACUUUUGCCGAUGCACGUGGUCAUAAAAUUGAAAGGGAGAACUAUACGAGCUCAUUGCUGCAGCUGAUGCAGUUAAGGAAGAGGCGUAACGAUAGCGAUAACAGCCAACACGUAGAGGGAAAGAGAACUAAGUUGCCCAGGCACCGACAUCAGGAUGAGCAGCGAAGCGAACGGAGUGAAGGUAAUUGGCGACAGGAUCAACAUAGUUGGCAGCAGCAGCUACAGCAGCAAGUGGAACUUGAUAAUCGACGAAAACAGAAGCUACAUCAGCAAGAAGAGCAUCAAAAUCGACGACAACAGCAGGAACAACGUCAUCAAAGGUAUAACCAGGAUCGGCACUAUGGUCAUGAUGACAGAAGUCAGCAAAGACCACAUCGUCGUUGGCAGGAUAAUGAGCGACAGGAGUCCUUUAAUCGAAAGGACAAUUAUAAUAUCUCCUAUAAUCAAAAGCCAGGGAACUGGCAGACACGUCCAUCCCACGACUGGCAUCGUGAUCGCAAUGAUGAUCGUCAAAGCUAUAGCAGAGGCAACAACAACUACAACAACUACCACAACAGCAGAUACAAUAAUAAUUACGGCAAUAAUAAGUAUAGCUGGAACAGCAAUCAACGACAGGAAAGUGGAACAAGUCGUAAUCGUUUCACUCGCUUCAAUGAUCAGGAGUAGCUUUACAUCUCCUUCCAUUCUAGAUCUUAGUUCUAUUAAAUGUUGUAAAUUUCGCAAGACUUUCAUUUAUAAUAAAUUCCAAUCGAGUGUUGGUCAAUUUGUUGUAAAUUAUUGUCCAUUAGGCCAAUAUGCAACGCCCGGUAACAACAACAA